Molecule: messenger RNA, 1593 nt
Organism: Archocentrus centrarchus (flier cichlid)
Lineage: Eukaryota; Metazoa; Chordata; Actinopteri; Cichliformes; Cichlidae
Product: caM kinase-like vesicle-associated protein
Exons: 3
Coding region: 19-435 (138 amino acids)
Source: RefSeq, a predicted model, not a curated record
AGCUUAGUGGCAUCUUUAAUGGAAGUGGAUCAAGAUCAGCGACUGACUGCACAAGAAGCCAUAGCCCAUGAAUGGAUUUCUGGCAAUGCUGCCUCAGAUAAGAACAUCAAGGAUGGUGUUUGUGCACAAAUUGAAAAGAACUUUGCCAAAGCCAAGUGGAAGAAAGCUGUUAGAGUGACUACCCUCAUGAAGAGACUUCGAGCGUCUGAGCAGGGUGAUUCUGGGGCCACAGGGGCUCCUGCUGACCCCAACGCUCCGGGUGUUGCUCCUGCUCCUCCAGCAGGUGGCAGUGACAGUGUUGCCACCAAUGUGAAAGCUGGUAGUAGUGAAAAGGCUCCUGACACACAGACUGCCCUCUCCCUGCUCAGUGCAGCCAGACAGGAAGAGCAGCAACAGGCAAGGUGCAAUGGUGAUGUUCCUCAAAUGCUGCCAUAAAGAAAAGGAAACUAGGCGUCAGUCAAAUACAUAAAGAGGAGCAACAAGCACAUGUGCAGUAAAGCCAAUAAACCUGGCAUCAUAAUAUUGUAUCUGUGCUGUCUAACUUUCCCCCAGUUUGCAGAAAUUAGUCCGCAACAACUCAGUUUCAUCCUUUUGCAUUAUGUACUGAUUGGUCUUUUCAAUAGUGUUCGCCACUCUCCCUUGUUAUGUUGCAAAGUAGCUCUUCUGUUGUGUUUGUUUUCCUUGAGAACUGUAAAAUCUUACAGCGUAGUUUAGUGAAAUUAACUUUAUUCAUCAGCCCAUUGUAUAUAGGUAUAUUUGUCUUUGUUUCUGCAAGUUGCUACUUUAGCUUCAGAACUGAAAAUCCUGAGUUCAUAUCUUGUGGCCUAAAAUUAUGAGUUGAAAGAUGUGGUAAUUUAAUGAUACUAAGGUUUUAUUUCAAAUACAAAUACGGAGAGUUUUAUUUAAAAGUUGCUCCUAAAUAGACAGUGAUCCGUCAUCUACACAUGCAGAUAAAGUGAAAAUACAAUUAAAAACCAAAAGAAUUUUUUUUUUCAGCCAUGUUGAAGAUUUCAAACUUGUACAAUACGAGUGCUAUUAAAAUAUUUUUAUAAGACUGUGUAAAAAUACAGUGGAUUCAAUUUGUCACCAUGACUACUGCUGUGCAACUUUUGACAACUUAGAAUUUUAAGGCAACAAGAAAGCAUAUGUUUUAAGUUAAAGUGCCUUAAUAUUUGUUGCAGUCUUGUACUAAUAUGUUUCCAGAGGAAUAACUUGAUUAGAAACGCUUACUAAGUUCAUUGAAAUGUUUUAGCUGUUUUCUUUGCUCUUCCGUUUAGAGUCUUAAGCCGCUGUAUUGAUAAUCGUGUUCUGUCCUCUUUGACACUUCAUUUAAAACACUGAAAACUAGAUGUAGAGCAUUCUAUGUGGAGUGAUGUUUUAGUUGUUGUGUUGUAACUUGUAGCUAGUAAAACUCAGAGUUUAUAGCAGAGUCCAUAUUCUGUACGACUAUGUAUAUUUGCACUGUAUGUGUGUACAUGUGUAUUUUUUUUAAUUAUGUGUGUAUUUAGCAACAUUUAGCUGAGCUAACAAGUUGCUAUAAUGCUUGUGAAUGAAUAAAAUGAGCAAUACUAAUGUUGCUGAAACAAGCUGACA